Messenger RNA from Melanotaenia boesemani (Boeseman's rainbowfish), 5629 nucleotides. It is a transcript of the gene pak1, whose product is annotated as p21 protein (Cdc42/Rac)-activated kinase 1. The record is from RefSeq and is a predicted model, not a curated record. NCBI's taxonomy places the organism in Eukaryota, Metazoa, Chordata, Actinopteri, Atheriniformes, Melanotaeniidae. Gene Ontology annotation, biological process: regulation of actin cytoskeleton organization; protein phosphorylation; regulation of axonogenesis. Bases 197 to 1885 code for a protein of 562 amino acids. Gene Ontology annotation, cellular component: cytoplasm. Gene Ontology annotation, molecular function: protein serine/threonine kinase activity; ATP binding. The transcript is spliced from 16 exons.
GAGCGGAGAAGGUCUGAGCCGACAGGGGAGUUGAGUUUACAGAAUACAUGAGACGGUGUGUCCUGGUGGUGGAAAAUUACCACACAGGAUUUUGGGAUUUACAUUUGCUACCAGACAAGUGGCUGCAGGUUGAAUCCUUGAGAGAAGUGACCCAGACACGAUAAUAACAGGAGCGGCGGCUGCAGCCUAUCUGAAGAUGUCUGAUAAUGGGGAGGUCGAGGACAAGCCCCCAGCUCCGCCAAUGAGAAACACCAGCACCAUGAUUGGUUCCUGCAACAAGGACCCCGUCCCCCUCAACCAUGGCUCCAAGCCACUCCCACCAAACCCAGAGGACAAGAAGAAGAAAGACCGCUCAAUUCGAUUCAUCCUGACAGGAGGAGGCGAUAAAACAUAUAAGAAAAAGGAGCGCCCAGAGAUUUCUCUGCCAUCUGACUUUGAACACACCAUCCAUGUCGGCUUUGAUGCUGUUACUGGAGAGUUUACAGGCAUGCCGGAGCAGUGGGCCCGCCUCCUGCAGACGUCCAACAUUACAAAGCUGGAGCAGAAGAAGAAUCCUCAGGCCGUCCUCGAUGUCCUGAAGUUCUAUGAUUCAAAGGAAACAGCCAACAGCCAGAAGUACAUGAGCUUUACAGAUAAAAACACAGAUGCCUACAGCUCCUCCACUGCACCGAGCUCCAAGGCUGUGUCGGAGACGCCUGCCAUAGCAACUGUGUCUGAGGAUGACGAUGAAGAUGAGGCCGAGCCCCCGCCAGUGAUCGCCCCCCGUCCAGAACACACCAAAUCAAUAUACACCCGCUCAGUGAUAGAACCCCUCCCUCCUCCUCCAACCAAAGAUGCAGCCACCUCCCCCAUCUCCCCACCGACCGCCGCAGCUGCCGCUGUCACCCCCAUACCUCCUGCAGAAGCUGCUCCCAGCAGCCCGCCCAGUGCAAGCCCCGCCCCUGGUCCGUCUGUGCCCCUCUCACAAGACAAAACCAGGAAGAAAAAGAUGUCAGAUGAGGAGAUCCUGGAGAAACUACGUACAAUUGUUAGUGUGGGAGAUCCGAAGAAAAAAUAUACACGCUUUGAGAAGAUUGGACAGGGGGCUUCUGGUACAGUGUACACAGCCAUAGACAUCGCUACAGGCCAGGAGGUUGCCAUUAAACAGAUGAACCUGCAGCAGCAGCCGAAGAAAGAACUCAUCAUCAAUGAGAUUCUUGUGAUGAGGGAAAACAAGAAUCCAAACAUAGUUAACUAUCUGGACAGUUACCUUGUAGGUGAUGAGCUGUGGGUGGUGAUGGAGUAUCUGGCUGGAGGUUCACUUACUGAUGUUGUAACUGAAACCUGCAUGGAUGAAGCUCAGAUAGCUGCUGUAUGCAGAGAGUGUUUGCAGGCAUUAGAGUUCCUCCACUCCAACCAGGUCAUUCAUCGAGAUAUCAAGAGCGACAACAUCCUGCUGGGAAUGGACGGAUCCGUCAAGCUCACUGACUUUGGAUUCUGUGCUCAGAUCACUCCAGAGCAGAGUAAACGCAGCACCAUGGUUGGGACUCCGUACUGGAUGGCUCCAGAGGUCGUUACCCGAAAAGCUUACGGCCCCAAAGUUGACAUCUGGUCUCUGGGCAUCAUGGCAAUCGAGAUGGUGGAGGGGGAGCCACCAUAUCUGAAUGAGAAUCCACUCAGGGCGCUGUAUCUCAUAGCAACCAACGGUACACCAGAACUGCAGAAUCCAGAGAAACUGUCGACAACAUUCAGAGACUUCCUGAACCGAUGUCUGGAGAUGGACGUGGAGAAGAGAGGGUCAGCUAAAGAGCUACUGCAGCAUCAGUUUUUGAAGAUGGCAAAGCCUCUUUCCAGUCUGACUCCUCUCAUUUUGGCAGCCAAGGAGGCAGCUAAGAACAACCGUUAGCUUUGCAUCAGUUCUCUGUCUCGACCUAUGUGUCUGCUGGCUGGGUUAUGAAACCCUCUGAAUGCCUUCAGUCAUUCUCUUCCUCCUCCUUUCUGUGUUUUAUAGCUCUCUCCUCCUUUCUGUCACCUCUAACUUUGACCCUGAGCUCUGACCCCUCCAUUCCCCACCUCCCCACCUCACAGGAAGAAAGAAGGGUAGACUCUUCUUGCAAUUUCUUUUUCAACACUCCACUGGACUGAGUCAAGAAGAUCGAGUGAUGUCAUCCCUGACAUCACCGCCUUGGUAGCCAGCGUGGACAGGCCGAUGUGGAAGAGAGAGAGUCUCAAUAGAGCCCAAAGACUUGUCAGGUUUUUUAUUUGUUUUGUUUUUUUUUUAAUCAGUGUCCUGGACCACAACUGCGAGCCACCAUUCUCCAAUUCUGUGUUUGAUUGUGUUUGUUUGUGUGUGUAUUAGCUUUCUGUCUUUGAGUUAUUCCUAUUACAUCAUUAUGUAUUUUAUUAUGCACAGAACGUAUUGAGGUUUUAGUUGAACUGAACCUUCUGUGGGUUUUGGGAUGAAGCGGGGGAAUUUUGGUACUUUGUCUCGUCUACAUCAAUAUGAAUCAUUACAAGGAAACACUGGGGUGCCCAGAGCCAUUGUAGGACUGAGUUUGGAGUCUGGUCAGGUUAUUUUUCCUUUUUUUCUUUUUGACUUAAUAUAGAGAAGACAAAUUACAUGUAACACAAACCGCUGCUUCAUUAGAGCAUAGCACACUUAUAACACUGGAAUUAUCUCAAACUGCCUAUUGCGUACUAUAAUAAACAUAUUAUAUAUUGUUUUUUUAUUAUUAUUAAAAUUUUUUAAUUGCCUUAUUUUCCAGAAUGUGUAGCAUGAAUGCAGAUUUCCAUUAUUUUUCCCAAAGAUGGACAUUGAGAGAUGGGUGACGUCUAGAAGAACUUUGGUAGCGCUUAUCGGACAAUUUAGUGAAACUGAUUUACCAGCAUUUUGUUAAAUUAUUUAUCAGGAAUUUUUGUUGCUUAUGCACCAAAUUCGAUUGUGAGAUUCAGAUAACAUAGAUUGUUUAGAUGCACAAUGGAGUUUAUUUCUUUAUUAUUAAUUACUGCAGUUAAUGGGAAACUGGAAGGUGAAAGAUUCCUAUCAGAGCUGAAUAGUUGGGCAAACACAAAGGCAGUUUUUAAACAUACAGUCUGAUUCAUGAUAAUAAUAAUCACAAAAUGAGGACAGCUGGAACUAAACCAGAGAUUUUCCCCCAACACAUUAAUCUUUGUUGUUAAAAUGAUUACAUUACCCACAAUGCAUCUCAACAACUGCUCGCCGAUGUGCCGGAGAUUCUGUUGUGCACAGAUGAGCAGCGUCCUGUAAAAAUACAACUGAUGUUUACCCAGCUGAUGAAAUUCCCCUUUUUCAGCUCUGAUAAAUUACUGUGUGAUCAAAAGUUGUCUCAUGAUGACGGACUCAUAGUUGUGCAGCUCAGCUGAGGUUCUGUUGAGCGGAGACUUGGUCAGCGUUAAGACUAACAUGGUUCAAAAAGGCUGGAUAAACAAUAGAUUUCUGCUUGCACUGAUUCCCCAUCUCUUAGAUACAAUGCUGAGAAAUACUAAUACAAUAAACUGCACUGACAGGUGCCUCAGUAAACAAGUUAUUGUGAUGCACGAGUACAACGAUGAGAUUGAGAGUUUAUUCAUAGCCAAACUCACUCCAUCUGCGGCUCUGGGACGUCGUCUGCGGGCUCGUUGUGAGACUGUGAAGGGGAGAAUGUGCAUGGUAACUUUUUAUUUGCUUUUUAUACAGUCAGUUUAUGAUAGAGACAAAAUAAAAGUUGAAAUGUGAAAAUGCAGAAACUAGUAGUGAGAAUUAAUGAAGGAUGCUUGUGUAUAAUGGGAGCGAUCAAAGCCUAAUCCUAUUUUCAGAAGAAUGAGACAAAUAAAUACAACAAUGGUACGUUAUUGUUUUUCUUCCUGGAGGGCUGUGAACAUAAGGUAUAUAGUUUACGUGUUAAAACAAACAAACUGCGAUGACAAAACAAAACACCUUGUUUAAGCCUUUGUUUACAAACUGUUUUCUCUACAACUGAUGUCAAGAUUUGUGUUUUUGUUUUGGAGCAAAGUUUUUCUGGUCAGCAGGGAAACAUCCUUUUACUGACAUGUCAGCUUCCAUCUGCAUUGGAGCGCCACAUAAAGAUCUGUCAUGUAUAGACUCACCAAACAUUUCCAAUUUAUUCAGAACUGUCACUUUGAUUUCUGCUCUUAGUUUUCUCUCUUUUUUUAAAAAAUGUUUUUAUGUAGUGUUGUUGUACCUAUGGCCUUAAACUGUUUCAAAGGUGUGAGACUACUUUUGUACCAGUCUGAUGGCGAUGAUACACUGCAACAUUUUGAGACAACAGUAGAUUUUGUUAACUUUUUAGGAGCACAACUAACAGAAGUGAUGGUAAAAUAAGUUUAUUAAAAUUCCUAAAAACCAGAAAACAAUUUGUGUUGUUAAAGGAAGUAAAUCAAUCAUCAAAAUCACUGCAGAUGAAUUUUUUAUAUCAUUGCAGCAGAGAUAAGGACCGUCAAAUUUCAUCUCAAAUAUGGUCACAGAGUUAUACUUUACAAUGAGUAUGAACAGCGUCUGCUGACCGUGUCUUUGGGCAAGGCAUUGAAGCACUUAGCGGUUAACAUUUGCUGCAGUACAGAAAAUGGGGAAAAAUUACAUAAACACAAACUAACUGCCUGAAAAUGUUGCAGCUGUGUGUUCACGUGUCCCGGUCUGAAUCCCCUGCACUAAGCUGGACCGGACUUUGAAGGGCUACUCUGUAGUUUUCCUGUGGAUUUGCUCUGAGCUUAUGCCGAAGUUGCUGGUUUGUAGUUUUGAUAAACACUAAUCAGAUGAGAAAGAAACACUAAACAAUCCGAUGCAAGAGCUGAAGAUCAGUAGAAACCACAGGAAGGGAACUUAAAUGGUCCUUUAAACCUGUGUAAAAUCUGACUUUCCCUGUUUAAUGGAAAUCUGAUUGUUUAAAAAAUCUGACACCAAAUUUUUAUUACAUGAAGUAGAUUUACGCUCUCCUUUCUGAACCACAAGAUGAAUUCCUGAAAGUUAUGUUGGUUAAAUUGUAAUUUUUGUAAGACAGGUAAAACUUGAAAACAUCCAGCAGUCAGGUAACACUCGAGUGACACAUCAGAACAAAGCCUGUACCAAACACCCCAUAAUUUAUAUUGUUCUCAGCUAAAGUGCUGUUGUUGAACCCUGAUAGAUGAUGGAUUCUUUUAAACUUUUCAUUAGAUUUGAUCCGAUAUCGUAAAAGUGUGAUCCUGCCACGCCUGAAAAUUACAUUAAAAUUAUUAAUACAAUGAGUUGCUUGAACUUUGUUCGUACUGAUUUACAGGCUGAUUAAAAUUAGUAGUAGCAACCAUGUAAACAGCGCCCCUGUGGUCAUACUUUCAGGUAACAAUUAGCUGUGAUCAUUCAGCUUCUACAGACUGUUGCUGAUGUGAUGAUGUGUUGCAAAUUCUUGUUAGAAAAAAUCAUUUACUGUAUAAACUGACCAUAGUCUUCAGGGCACUGUUCUUAUAGCAGCUUAAAGGGGAUUCAGACUCUGUGCAGUUUAAACUAAACUCUGUAGCUGGAUUUAGACAAGUCCAGAAUGAAAUGGUCAAAUGAAGUCUUCACUCUUAAGUGUACCAGAGCCAUGAUUUAUCUGUUUAUAUAAGUCAUUUUGAUUUUUUUAAACGACUGAAAAACAAAUAAAACAACAAAAACUGA